AUGUCUCGCCCAGAAUCUCGCUAUUCCUUUGACGUCCCAAACCCUUGCAUCGACUUUGCGACUCUGAGCGAUGACGAUGUACACAAUGCAGACUCCUGGUUUGACCAAAAAGCCAAUCUGGAGAACGUGCCUCCUGCAGAAAAUCUGGCAAAGGUCUCCCUGAACAGCCCUGCUUUUUCCAAGCCUGAUAUUAUUCUGUCUUCUGUCACACCGCAAGGAAUAACAGCGAGUGAAAGCCAUGGUGCAGAGGAUGCUGAAGCAGAACCAGUGCAGGUUGAUGUGCAGGCCAGUGCAGUUCCUCAGAAUAUUGUUGGAUCCCUGUCAAGCUGGAGAGCUGCUGCUCCUGCGGAGGCCCCUCAAAGGGCGGGUAGAAGAAAGGCUCCAAAGCAAAGGAAAACACAGCAACGCAAGCAGCCAGCUAGAGUCAAAGCAGAGACAAAUUCUGAUGCCUUGGUUAAAAAGGAAGAGGUUCCACCCCUGAAAAAAAUGAGAAUGAGCAGAGAGGAGGUGACAGAAGUAUCCACACAGAAAGAACCCCUGCAGAAUCCUGACCUCUCCCCAGGGAGAGCGAAAAGCAAGCUGACCAUGCCCUCCACGCCAACAAUGUUGAAGAGGACCAAUCUUCCUGGCAAGGUGAAGAGUACAGAGGAGCAGGAGCUAGAGAAGAUGCAGCAGUUACAGCGGGAGGUUAUGGAGCUGCGGAAGAGGAAUGAGGAGUCCCUGAAAGCAGCUAUUGCUGGAGCAGGACAACCUGUGAAGAGAACUGUCGGUCAAAUUACAAAGCCAAUUGACUUCCACUUCUGCACGGAGAACAGAAUUAAACAACCCAGGGAAAGCCAGCCUGGCAAUGAGUACAAGGAAGUGGAUUUUGCAGCGGUGCUGAGGAAGCAUCCUCCCUCCCCGGUGCGAAUGCCAAAGGGACCCACUGUCCCCAAACCUUUCAACCUGUCCCAGGGAAACAAAAGAAAACAUGAAGAAAGCACAUCAGAAUAUGUGUCGCUUGCUGAGCAAGUAGAAGCAUUCCAAAAACGCACACCCUCUCGUUACCAUCUGAGGAGCAGGAAAUCUGAUGAAGGCCCAGUUCCAGCAAAGCAGGUGAAGGCUCGGCUUACAAACCCUAAAACACCAGUGCUUCUGACAAAGCAGCGCUUCAGACCUGUCACCUGCAAAACUACAGCAGAGUUAGAAGCAGAGGAAAUGGAGAAAAUUCAACAGUACAAAUUCAAAGCACGAGAACUCAAUCACAAAAUCUUUGAGGGUGGACCGCUCCUGCCCAAGAAACCCCCUGUGAAGGAACUCACGCAACCCAUUGGCUUUGAGUUGGAAAUAGAAAAAAGGAUUCAAGAGCGCGAGAGCAAGAAGCAGCAGGAGGAAGAGCACUUUGAAUUCCAUUCCAGGCCGUGUCCAACGAAAAUCCUCGAGGACAUUGUGGGUGUUCCGGAGAAGAAAGCACUUCCUGUUACAGUCCCCAAGUCUCCGGUCUUCGCCUUGAAAAGCAGAACCCGAACAACUGGCAGAGAUGAAGAAAAGGAAAAAGAGGUGGUCCCUGUGAUCAAAGCUAACCCUAUGCCACAUUACGGAGUGCCCUUCAAACCUAAAAUGCCGGAGCAGAGGCAUGUGGAAGUUUGCCCCUUUUCUUUCGAUGCUCGUGACAGAGAGCGGCAAAUACAAAAAGAGAAAAAAAUAGAAGAAUUGCAGAAGGAAGAGGUGCCAAAGUUCAAAGCGCAACUUCUGCCUGACUUUGACGAAGUUAAGCUGCCAGAAAAAAAGGUCAAAAACCCAACUAAGGCUGAACCCUUCAAUCUGCAGGUAGAUGAACGGGGAGCUGCCAAGCUGCAGAGCUGGAAGCAGCAGCUUCAGGAAGAGUUGAAAAAGCAGAAAGAGGCGGCAUGUUUCAAAGCUCGUCCCAACACAGUGGUGUACCAGGAGCCUUUCGUGCCUAAAAAAGAAAAUAAGCUGCUAUCAGAGAGCCUUUCUGGUUCCAUAGUUCCUGAAGGCUUCGAGCUGGCAACAGAAAAAAGAGCUAAAGAGCGGCAAGAAUUUGAGAAACGAUUGGCAAAUAGAGAAGCCAGAAGGGAGAGGCGUCAAGAGGAGAUCAGACAGCAGAAAGAGGAGCGCGAAAAGGAAGAAGUUGCUAAGCUAAGACAAGAGCUGGUUCACAAGGCAAACCCAAUACGCAAAUACCGCAGCGUAGAAGUGAAGCCCAGUGAUCAGCCGCUGACUAUGCCGAAGUCUCCCAACUUCUCAGAUAGAUUCCGGUGUUGAUACACAUCCAUGUGGUGGUAGGAGGGAGAUCCCAUCCCUCUUCGCUCUCUUUGAUAGGCAGAGAGGGAACACUUGUUUUUACGUGACUGCUCAGUCUCAACUCCU
Pterocles gutturalis (yellow-throated sandgrouse) is the source of this 2370-nucleotide messenger RNA. RefSeq names its product TPX2, microtubule-associated (gene TPX2). Gene Ontology annotation, biological process: regulation of mitotic spindle organization; activation of protein kinase activity. The record is from RefSeq and is a predicted model, not a curated record. NCBI's taxonomy places the organism in Eukaryota, Metazoa, Chordata, Aves, Pterocliformes, Pteroclidae. Bases 1 to 2265 code for a protein of 754 amino acids. The transcript is spliced from 16 exons. Gene Ontology annotation, cellular component: spindle; microtubule.